This is a messenger RNA of Balaenoptera acutorostrata (minke whale), 4266 nucleotides long. It is a transcript of the gene EIF4E2, whose product is annotated as eukaryotic translation initiation factor 4E family member 2. The transcript has 8 exons. Gene Ontology annotation, biological process: translational initiation. Bases 939 to 1649 code for a protein of 236 amino acids. Gene Ontology annotation, cellular component: eukaryotic translation initiation factor 4F complex; cytoplasm. Lineage: Eukaryota; Metazoa; Chordata; Mammalia; Artiodactyla; Balaenopteridae. Gene Ontology annotation, molecular function: translation initiation factor activity; RNA 7-methylguanosine cap binding. The record is from RefSeq and is a predicted model, not a curated record.
UAACUGGGGCCUGAGUUUUGUUGGUGACAAGACAACUUGGGCAAGUCAUUUGUGCUCCCUGAGCCUGUUUCCUCAUCUGUAAAUAUGGGCACAGAUAUCAGUUCCUAUCUCCCCUCAUCACAGGAUCAAAGGUGUGGGUGAAAGUGAUAAAAAAAUGUUAAAGUGUCACAUAAAGACCUGACAAUGGGACAUUGUUGUGGGGGGAGAGGACCUCCCCCAAGUACAGGGUUGCUGGCUUUGGGGAUCAAUCACCAGCAGUAUUUGGAGCGUCAGGCAAUUUGAUGACGGUGGGACCAUCUCUGGUUCCUGUAAGCCCCUCUACUAGCUUAGUCACCUGGAGUGAGUCUCUCAACCUGACUGCCUCAGAAGGCGGAGAUCAGCUCUGUAGCUCCUGGCACAAGUAAGCAAAGAUUAACAACAGCCCCCACUUAUGAAGGGUUACUGUGUCUAGCGCCUGAAACUGAUUAUCUCGUUCAAUCCACACGGCAACCUGAAGAGGCGGGUACUACAGUAUAGUAUGGCCAGUACCAAAGAAGAAAGAGCCUCAGGGAGGUUAAGAGAGAGUCCAGGAUCGUGCAGCCCCACUGGGGUUGGAGUCGGGAGCCUUGAAUCAGAGUCUGCGCCGUCAGCUACUCGGAGCUGUCUUUCUCGGAGCCCGCCGCGGGAGGGGGUCAGCACGCGCUCCCCUGGGCAGGGCGGGCGGGCGGCGGGCAAGCACAGGGGGGAGAGCCGAGGCCCGCAGCCCGCGUGGCCACCGAACCUGAGCAGCUCCGCAGAACCGCCCGACGACUGCGUCCUGGCAUACCCGCCCCCUUCCCGGCCAGCGCGCCGACGUUCCGCUGCGCCCCGCGCAACCGGAAGUGGUCGGACCCUAGGCGGAGGGACCUGGCGGAGCGGAAGUCACUCCGUGAGGCAGUGGCGACGGCGGCGGCGAGAGGAUGAACAACAAGUUCGACGCAUUGAAAGAUGACGACAGUGGGGACCAUGAUCAGAAUGAAGAAAACAGCACACAGAAAGAUGGUGAGAAGGAAAAAACGGAACGAGACAAGAGUCAGAGCAGCGGCAAGAGGAAGGCUGUUGUCCCUGGGCCAGCGGAGCACCCCCUGCAGUAUAACUACACUUUCUGGUACUCCAGGAGAACCCCUGGCCGUCCCACCAGCUCACAGAGCUACGAACAGAAUAUCAAACAGAUUGGCACCUUUGCCUCUGUGGAGCAGUUCUGGAGGUUUUACAGCCACAUGGUACGUCCCGGGGACCUGACAGGCCACAGUGACUUCCAUCUCUUCAAAGAAGGAAUUAAACCCAUGUGGGAGGAUGAUGCAAAUAAAAAUGGUGGCAAGUGGAUUAUUCGGCUGCGGAAGGGCUUGGCAUCCCGUUGCUGGGAGAAUCUCAUCCUGGCCAUGUUGGGGGAACAGUUCAUGGUUGGGGAGGAGAUCUGUGGGGCUGUGGUCUCUGUCCGGUUUCAGGAGGACAUUAUUUCAAUAUGGAAUAAGACUGCCAGCGACCAAGCCACCACAGCCCGCAUCCGGGAUACGCUUCGGCGAGUGCUUAACCUACCUCCCAACACCAUUAUGGAAUACAAAACCCACACCGACAGCAUCAAGGCCUGGGAGGAGUUUCAUGGCCUGGUGAACAGCAGCGGCCGCUGAUCGGACGCUCCCCCUCUGUCUCUCACACUCAGGGGACAAUUCAAGCUUUCGAAAUACAAAAAUCACAUUGUGAAAGUACACAAGCUGGCAAUAAUCCUUUUCUGUGUGUGUGUGUUUGUCCGAAGCGGACGGGAGGCCUCCGGCUGGCCCUUCCACCUGCUCACGGAGGGGCCGUCCCCGAGCCUUGUGCUCCCCUUUUGCACUCAUUCCUGGAGGACGGAUUCCGCUAGACACCCUCCAGCAUCGCUGACUUUAUAAAGCGGAAAAAAUGGAAAACGUGACUUUGUAAUAGACAAACUUUUUUUUUAAUGGGGUUCUGUUGGGGGAGUUCAGCCUUUCCUUUUUCUGUGUGCUGUCCAGAUGCCUCCCGGGCACCCUGUCGUGCUCUCCUCUGCUGUACGAAGGGCGUCGUGACCACGUGUACAAGCCAGAGCUGUCGACUGAGCGUGAUCAGUAUUAUGAAUGUCUGUGCAUCCAGGAAAAGCUUUUUGUUGGAGAGUCCCGGAAUAGCUAUAAAUGCUGUCUUCUAGAUCUGCCAUUAAAUUAUUGGGACAUUUUGUUUAUUUCACGCCCCUCUUCCCCCAAGCCCACCACUUUCGGAAGAUGUGUUACUGAUUUUGUAUUGUCUCCUGCCUUAUGCCCUCCAGUCUUCCCUCCUGUGGGACGCUUUCCUUUUAGGCACUGCUGCACGUAGAAGUUUAAUCCAGUGGGCUACACUGGUUUCACUAAGGCGGCUUAGAAGGUAUGACUUCAUAAAUUAAACCGGAGCAGAAUCCAGUUUCAUGAGGAGCUAGGUUAUAAUAGAGGUUCCAAGUACAGGAUUAGGAGCUGAGGGCAGUUUCUGAAACCGUUUUCCCAGAUGAGCAGGGCCUGUGUGUCCAGCCUGUUUCUGUGGGUUCUUGCAUGCCUCUGAUUGAGGAAGGGAAGCAAAAGCUGGUCGUUGCCAGGUAUUAACACAAUAUGGUGAAUUCUAUGAUCCAGAAACUGGGACACCUGAAGAAAAGGUGACCACGAUGGAUGGCUUUCUGUGCAUGGCUGUACCUGUCUGCAGUGGUUGGAGAAAUGUGCUCUCAGUCCUCAUCACCCAGUGUACGUGUUAGCAGAUGUGUGCCGAUCCAGGAUGCCCGGACAGAAACCUUGCAGCUGCUGCAGGCAGGCUCUAAAAAUGGGCAGGCACACAUCAGAGAAGCUGGGUGAUCUGACUCCAGAAGGACUGAAAUCAGAGAGGUCAAAGAGCACCUAGGGUUGAAGUAAGUACCGAGGACCAGUCCUGCGGCAACCUCCAAGGAGCGCUGUCUUACUUGGCUCUUGUGAGCAGAGAUCGCAGUACCUUAAAUUAAGGCCUCUCCUAAAACCUAUCCUUGCAGGCCAGGGGGCCUUAGCCACCUGGUCUCAGAGAAAUCAUGAGAGUAACAGGCAUUUCCUUAUUGUAUUUAUAUUACUGUCUUCCUACUUUCCAACUCCUGAACACCCUGGAAUUACCACUGUCUUGGGAUGUUUUUUCCUAAAAGAACAGGGGAGUAUAGAGCCAAAAGGGAGGUGCUUCCAUUACAGGUGAAGUUAGAUCAGAUAAGAUCUAGCAGUGACUUAAACUCCAGGAAUGUGAAGAAUAAAUUCUAGUGCCCAUACAGUUGAGAAGGGCUCCGACAGAUACAGGAGCAACAUUGGCUACAAUGGGGAGCAAAGGCUGCCUUCCGAGUUUAGACCCAGGGAGGUCUUCACUUUUGCCUAAACUCAGAUUCACCAUGAAAAUUCCAAAGAGAGCAGAUGUUUGGAUUUGCCCUCCUUUGGGCAUCUGCCUGACUAUGAUUAGUGUGUGAGUGUGGGUGCAUAUGUGUAUAACGUGUUCAUGAGUGAGGGUUUCGUUAGGCCGAGUGCUAUGGUGUAUUGUCUGUAUUUGUGUGUACUUUUUUUUUUUUUUGAUCUCAUUUGUUCAGAUUUUUUAAUCUCUUGUGUUUUCUAGAGCUGCUCAUGCCUCCCCCCCCAACCUUUUCUUUGCAGUAUUCAAAAGUUAUUUUUUUCGCAUCAAACACAUGCUGGCUAGAACAAGAGUUAUUUCUGCUAGGCAGCAUCUUACCCCCAGAGCUCUCCAGAUCUGCCUAACAGCUUUAAAUAGGGGAUUGAAGAGUCAGUUUUUCCAAACCACCUGUUUUCUACGUUAGCUUGCGAGGUCUUUUCAAUUCUUUUUGACUCCAUGCGCCUCUGCUACACUGAGAUAGGACACAGUUACGGUUACGGUAUCACCAGUUCUAGAGACGAAGGGGAAAAGGUGCACCAGAGCCAACCUAGCAGACGUGUCAGGUUGCUGCUGGGAGGUGGGGCGUCACUGUCCCCUUUGCGCAGGCAGGCUGUUUCCAGGACCCCUCAGAAACUGGUCCCCACUCCUCUCCAGGGCUCUUCUCAUCUUAUCCCUCUAUUCACGUGUGUGUGUGUGUGUGUUUCCCUGUGACAUUGGCAGUGACAAUAAUUUUCCACCCAGAGAGAAGCUUGUGGUCCACGAUGCUCCCAGAAUGAAUUUCCAGGUAUUAGCCAGUGGAGGAGCAGAGUCUGUGACAAGAGUGAGUCAGUGUUGCACUUUCAGAGCAAUUGUCUACUGCAGUAAUAAAUGGAGAAUAUC